Jatropha curcas is the source of this 1804-nucleotide messenger RNA. RefSeq names its product transcription factor BIG PETAL P (BPE) (gene BPEP). The record is from RefSeq and is a predicted model, not a curated record. Gene Ontology annotation, biological process: regulation of DNA-templated transcription. Gene Ontology annotation, molecular function: DNA-binding transcription factor activity; protein dimerization activity. Gene Ontology annotation, cellular component: nucleus. Lineage: Eukaryota; Viridiplantae; Streptophyta; Magnoliopsida; Malpighiales; Euphorbiaceae.
CGUUGAUCAUUUAGAAACAGGUUAGAUAUUAAAAGAAAAGUAAGCUAAUCCGACGGUGUGGAAGUGAGAGAGAAGUGUUCGAUAGACAAGAAAAUAAAAAGAGAGAGCUGGAUCCUCCGAGAAAACCUCACUGGAAGUGACUUAGUUUGCAACUCCCGAGGUCUCUUUCUCUGUCUCUGUUUCUCUCUCUUUUUGUAAUAGUGAGUGAGUGGUGGCACAGUGCGCACCAACCUCCAUUGUCUAAGGAGAUCGCACACACAAACACAGACACCUAGUCUCCUUUUUCUUUCUCUGGAUUUGCUUUUUUUCUCGUUUGUUUGAUACAUAGCUUUCGCUUUCCUUUAAUGGGUUCUGCUUCUUUUUUGUGAAGCUACUUAAAAGCUGCUUCAUUUCCCUUUUUUAACGAACCCAUUGAGUUUGACACGCAAUGCUCCCUUAACGAACGUGAAAAAGAUUGUAGCUUUUGGUUCAAUUUGAGUUGGGAUACGAAUCGUUUAGGUUUGGUGGGGAUAUUUAUAUGGAUCCGCCGGCGAUGAUGAAUAAUGGGUCGUAUAAUUUGGCUGAGAUCUGGCAGUUUCCGGUCAAUGCAAACGGGAGAGGUCAGUUUGGACAGAGCUUGAGUGGUCAGUUUGGGGAUUCGAACGGGGAUAUUUUGCGCAAUGAUCCGAUGAAUUUGGAGCAGAGAGGAACUCGAGGUGGCGGCGGUGGAAGAAAACGCCGCGAUGUAGCGGAGGAUGACUCUGCAAAGGUCUUAUCUUCAAGCAAUGUCAAUGGCAACGGCAACGGCAACGGCAACAGAGUGAAUGAUUCAGAUGCUAAACGGCUUAAAACAUCAGGAAAUAGAGACGAGAAUCAUGAUUCUAAAACUGAAGCCGAACCCAGUUCAGGCAAGCCUGUGGAACAGAAUACUCAACCACCAGAACCACCUAAACAAGAUUAUAUCCACGUACGGGCGAGAAGGGGUCAAGCUACUGAUAGCCACAGUCUAGCAGAAAGAGCUAGGAGAGAGAAGAUAAGCGAAAGAAUGAAAAUUCUUCAGGAUUUAGUCCCUGGUUGUAACAAGGUUAUUGGUAAAGCACUGGUCCUUGAUGAGAUUAUUAAUUACAUCCAAUCGUUACAACGUCAGGUUGAGUUCCUGUCUAUGAAGCUUGAAGCAGUAAAUUCAAAAAUGAACCCAGGAAUUGAAGCAUUUCCUUCUAAAGAUUUCGGACUAACUUUUGAUACAACUGGGGUUGCAUUUGGAUCACAAGCCACAAGGGAAUACAGCCGCGGUGCAUCACCGGAGUGGUUGCAUAUGCAGGUUGGCAGUGGUUUUGAAAGAACAUAAUGAUAUGAAAAGACAACAUCAAUAGUAAUAAGAGCAUCAUCAAGAAGCACUUCUUCUUCCUUCAGUUGCUGUCAGAAUAUAUACCCUCACUAUGUUAAAUCAAAGACAGGGAACAUAUUUCCGUUUCAACAUCAUACUCGGAGCUGUCCUUGCUGUCUAAAAGGCUGGUCAAGUUAUUAUCUAAACAUCUCCAUUCAUUUGUGUGCUGGAAAAUGAUUCUUUACUCCAUAUAUUUCUUCCCCAGGCUUCAACGCCAUUCUCUAUACGAAAAACUCGAAUACUGCCUCCUAGAGUUGGGUAUUGCUCUUGUAAAAGAAAGUUGCUUGUUCAAAAUUGCUAAUGUUUACAUAUUGUAUAAACCUUUGCUUCAGAAUCGGGCUUGUUGUGAAGCUGAAGCUUGUUCAAUAAAGUAAAGCCUUUAAGAGCUCUGUAUCUGUAGAACUCCCAAGUUGAUAAAUGCUAAUGUUUAUGUUAUAA